AUGUGUGCAAAUUGCAUGGUAGAAGUUGAAGAUGACAGCCCAGAGACGGUCGUCCAGAAAGCCAUCAGAAGAGUGGAAAGAACAGAUGCUGGCCUGAGUCGACAGCGAUGGGAGAGAGGGGUGGCCAUUUCCAACGACGAAGGCCAAGAAUCUCCCCACAGUUCUAAAGUCAGGACUCAAAGGUCCACGAGAUCAGGACCAGUCUCCCAAGUCCUCCAAUCGGUACAGAUUGGUCACGAUGGCAUUGCUGAUCAUACCUUGAGCCAUGCUCCUUGCACUGUGCCUUUGGAUUCGACCAUUUAUGUCAGCAUCAAAGACCCCAUUGGUCUUUCAGCUUUCAAGCCAAGCCCUACGAAGCCGAUUCCGCAGCGAAUGCUUCCCCCUUGGAAGAUGCUUCCAAGCCAGCUAGCGACUUCUAGAGAAGUGAAUCGUCGCCCUCACCCAAUAUUGGAUGACCAACUCGGAGUCACGAUGCUGGACAAAUUCCCGAGCCCCAUCAUCGAAGAAUCAGAGACAAUUUGUCCCACGGCCAUACAAACACCUACUCGUGUUCUUUCGCCGCAAGAUCAAGAGAAAGGAGUAGACAGGGCCCCAGAAACUGAGCAGAAAUCAACCAAGAGCUCCAAAAUUGUAAACAGUCCUCCAAUCAUGAUUCCUCAGGCCCGUGGGUUAUCUUUCGUAAGCACGGAAUCUCUACAAAGACCAUCUAAUGUCAGCCGAAAAAGUACUGGCGACUCCAAAUCUUCACAGGGGAGCGACCUUAUUUCUACACCCGCUUCGCCUCAUCCGAUUCUUUCACGAAGCUCAAGCAUCAAGCCAAAAGUUCCAUUGAUUUCCAACUCGCAUAGUCAGUGCGCCGCGGUGACUCCAGAGAGGUCUAGUCCAAGCCUAUCCUACGCACAUUUACGAACGCCCUCGCCGUUUUCUCAAGUUACUGCAUAUAUGAAAACCAAGACCGCCAGAACGUCGCUGCCUCGAAUCAAGGAUGGACCUGAGUUCCAAAAGUCAGAAAGGUCCGAAGUCAGCAACCAGCGGAUAAACACGGCUAGUUUAGCUGUAGCUGGACGUGGAAGAGUGAAGCGCAUUGGUCAUUGGCAGCAACAACAGCAACAACUAUCCAACUCUCCAACUAUGGAAGAAGCAUCUCAAGGAGCAAGGUUUGUUCAGACUCGAGGAGACCUCAAACGAAACAUUGCACAAGGGGACUUGUGGACGAUAUUUGGCGCAGGACAGAGUAAUGGCAAAUGA
This is a messenger RNA of Pestalotiopsis fici W106-1, 1248 nucleotides long. RefSeq lists its product as uncharacterized. Bases 1 to 1248 code for a protein of 415 amino acids. Lineage: Eukaryota; Fungi; Ascomycota; Sordariomycetes; Amphisphaeriales; Sporocadaceae. The transcript has a single exon. The record is from RefSeq and is a predicted model, not a curated record.